Messenger RNA from Trichobilharzia szidati, 778 nucleotides. The record is from the annotation of a GenBank genome assembly. Lineage: Eukaryota; Metazoa; Platyhelminthes; Trematoda; Strigeidida; Schistosomatidae.
AUGUUGUUUAUUGUGGGGCAUGAGGUUAUGAGCCAAAGUACAAGAGCUUCAAGCAGCAGUUGGAGCGUCGCUUCCCCGGGAAGCUUGAGAUUACUGGUGAAGGGACGCCUCAGUCAACUGGCUGGUUUGAAGUUCAAGUUGUGGAUGGUCCACUUCUCCAUUCUAAAAAGAAUGGUGACGGAUAUGUGGACAGUAACAAGUUGCAGCACAUCAUUUCAGCCAUUGAAAAAUUGUUGUAACACCUAAAAUGUGCGUACACUUAACUGUAUCUGGUGUAAGCCAUAUGACUGAAUGUAGGUAAAGUUUCGCCUACUUUCAUGAUGCCUGCUCUACCCACAUCUGCUAACGUGUACCACUUCUGGAUCUGUCAUUCAUUCAUAAAUAAAUAAGUCAUUUCAUAUUGUCUCUUGAUUGCUAAUAAGCUAAUGGUGGGUUCUAUUAAUAUUGAGUUACAAUGAGUCAAGGUGAAGCGAUAGUUUCUUUAAGUUACAACAUAGAUGGUCAAAUGAACUUUCUAAUAUGGAAUUGAAUUCUAACGCAGUGCCUAGGUUCUACACUUACAUUAAUGAUAGGUGGUCAAAACCUGUAAAGAUUCGGUUGUCACAUUUGAAUUGAACUCUGUUCUCAACUAAAUUUGGCUUCUGUGUUUGGGUACGAAGUCAUAGUUUUUCAGAUACAGAUGACGAAAAGUAGUGAGCUCUUAUAGCGUAUAAAAACUUACAAUAUGCACCUCUGUAGAGAUGUAAUUUCUCCUUAUAAGUGUACACCACGAGGUGAU